Molecule: messenger RNA, 3197 nt
Organism: Rhincodon typus (whale shark)
Lineage: Eukaryota; Metazoa; Chordata; Chondrichthyes; Orectolobiformes; Rhincodontidae
Gene: stard5
Product: StAR-related lipid transfer (START) domain containing 5
Exons: 10
Coding region: 1-1287 (428 amino acids)
Molecular function (GO): lipid binding
Source: RefSeq, a predicted model, not a curated record
AUGGUGCUGUGUGUUGAAAAGGCUACAGGUCUACCCAACAUUGAUAUUGAAACUAAUGAUGAACUGGACUUCUCCUUUGAAAAAGCAAAGAUCAAGACAUGCCAGACAGAAAUCUGUGAACAGGCAACAGCCUGGGACUGUUAUUUUGCAAGACAGGAGACUGAAGUAGAUGAUUUUACCAUCAACCAGAACUUUGGGACUAGACAAGGAGAAUACAUGGGCACCCUCCACCGACUUUUGAUCUUUCGAAAAGAUCAACAGAAAGUCAAGAAUUUAUGGCAUGAUCUUGGGACACUGAUCAGCCAGCUCGGCACGUGGCUCACCGAUGAUUGGCUGUGCUGUCUGUCAAUCACAGCGGACCGGGGGCCUGUUGCGUGGCCUGAUGGGGGUUGUAGUCCUGGUGUUUCCGCUCUGACAGGAACACCUGCGGCAGGGUCCGCGCUUGGACUACAAGUCCCAGUGUACAGUGCGAGUCUUCCAGCCUGCCGGCCGGCCGGCCACUUGGUUGGUGCCGGCGGGCGCUCCUCCUGCAGGGAGGCCGCCUGGCCUGCACGGGGUUCAGGCCAGGAUCGGUCCCCCACCGCUGCUUUCGCUGCCUGUCCCCUCGUGGAAACGCCGCUGUCUGCGGGCGGGAUGAAUUACAGAGCGGUGGCGGACACGGUGGCUGAGAAACUGCUGGGUUACAGCAGGGACGACACCGGCUGGAGGGUCUGCAAGAGAACGAAUGAAGUUUGUGUGUCCUGGAGACCAUCAUCAGAAUAUUCUGGAAACUUAUACAAAGGCGAAGGGAUAAUUAAAGCUGCGCCAAAGGAUGUAUGGGAGUGUUUAAAACCUGUGCCUGAGGGGCCGAGAGUGAAGUGGGACAAAAAUGUUAAAUCAUUUGAGCUGAUUGAAAUGAUCAAUGAUGGUCUUUCUGGACAUCUUCAGACUGUGUCUGUCUGCAGGACUGUUACACCAUCAGCGGCUGUGGGCUUGAUCUCUCCGAGGGAUUUUGUGGAUGUUAUUUUAAUUAAACAAUAUGAAAAUGGGACGAUAUCCUCAAACGCUACUCAUGUGGAGCACCCUAACUGUCCCCCUAAACCUCACUAUGUGAGAGGGUUUAACCAUCCCUGUGGAUGUUUCUGUGCUCCCAUUGCAGGAGAGCCACUGAAGACUCACUUGACUAUGUUCUUUCAAACUGACCUUGGUGGGUAUCUCCCACAAUCCGUGUUGGAGUCUUUCUUUCCAUCUAGUAUGGUUGAGUUUUACAGCAAUCUGGCAAAAGCCGUGAAGAUUUUUAAAGCUUGAUGAAUCUCCCUCUACUUUUUUUUCCAUCUACCUUUGCCCAGAAACCUCUGAUUUAGUUUUAUUGCACUGAAUGUUGUCACUUAGUUUUGAUUUGAAUGUAUUUUGGACUCUCUGUUUUCUGCUUUUUAAAAAUGUAAACAUUUCUACAGUUAUCUUAUUGGGGGUGGGGGGGAAGAAAAAGAUCAGUGAAAAGCAAAUGAAGUAAUUUCAAGCUGUACAGUGAAGGUGUAAAGGAGUGUGCUUGUAUAUAUUGGCAUUGAAAAUUUAGUUAAACGAAAAUGGUCUGUUCGAAAUAGAAGCAUUCAAUUAUUUUUCAUUAAUUGGGCAUCCAGUAGAAAAUUUCUUCAUGUACUGAGUUUGAGUCCUAAACUAAAGUUAAUAAUCUGCCCAACAAUGAAUAAUAUAUAUUUGCAUUAUUCUAAUUGUUUAAAGCGCAAAUGGAUAUUCAGCAAAUGAUGCCCCUAAUUUAAGUGAGGUGUUUGUGCCAAAUGGUAAAAUGAGGGAUGAUUUAGAGCAAAGUAUUACUGCCAUUGGAGUACAGCAUGUCCUUCAAAAUGUUCUGCCAUUAUAAAAACAUUUUUUAAAGUUUGAUUUGUAACUCUUUUUCAAAGUCUCAGUGCAAGCAGUAUCCUCUUCCUAAAGCUCCGUAACAGGCAUAACUGGUGUUGAAAGAGAGAGUUGGGCAAAACAGUUUCAAAUACUAGCGUUAGUCCCUUCAAAAGGUAAUAGUACUGUACUCCUGUUCCAAACCUUGCUGAGUGAACUUAAAAUAUUUAGUAGCAGAUGUCCAAAAUUGGUGUUCUUCAGGAAAGGACAAUGCUGUAAGCACAUUAUGGAACACGUUCAUCUCUUCAAGCAACAUGCUUUCCAGUAAUUUGCUACCUUGCAUGUAAAUGGUAAAAAUAAUAUUGUUAUUUGUGGAAACAUGUUCCAUGCAAGAUAAUCUUCACUUGACCAAAUGUUUUAAAAGUUUUGCAUCUCUCGAAGUGAUAAAUCCUGGUGUUGUUUAUAUUUAUUUUAAUUGUUUGUUUGCUUUUAAGUUAAUAAACCCCGUCCUUUUAAACUGCUACUUUUUCCUAAGGGAUGGGGAAUCUGUUUGUGACGCAUUCCAAGUAUACAGAACUUGGUUGAAUUUUACAUUCAACCUUUUAUUGAAGAAAGGAACUUAAAACUUAACUUGCACCAGAGUUUAAAAUGGGCAUUAGUUCUGUGUACACAGUUAAGCCAAAUGAUAUGAUGCUUGCACAGCUCAUUGUUAACAAUGUACUGUAUGUUUAUGUAAAACCAUUUAUUGACAGCUUUUUUUUGGAGUCUGAGGCAUUUUAGUAUAUAAUUGUGAUUUGAAAUUGGACUUUGUUUUUACUUGCACUUUUUAAAUGGGUUAUGAUGUUGGAUUUUGUAUUAUUGGUAAAUUGCUUAUUUAUUUGAAAGCAUCUCUUUUCCUAGUUUCACAAAUUGAAGAAACUGUUGUCCCUGUUACUGUGUGCUUGGCAAUUCACGCUGGAAAGAUGCAUUAAAAAAAAUCCCUCCUCAAUGCUUUCAACCUGACUGCUGAUUGCAACCAUUGAACAUCCUGUUGGUAUUAGUGUACGUUUUGGACACCAUGUGAAAAGUCUUCAAAUGUGUGUUUUUGGUGUCUACUGUGCCAUUUGAAAUGUACAGAGUAUUGGAAGGAAGGAAUUAGUUGAACUAAUGUUAACUCUCAAGGUGCUUCUUCAGCGUGACAGGAAUUAUGUGAUGGUAAGCUGUAUUUAUUGCUUGAUCUGAAAUCCCACCUUUCUUACAAUGUAUCCUUAUUACAGCAAACAUUGUAAAUUUUGAGAUUUUAAAGGUUCAAAUACAUUUUUAAACCAAUGCCAAAAGUUUAAAAAAUGAUUUACUUAAGAAAAUUAAAACCACUUUCCAAUGAA